This is a messenger RNA of Myiozetetes cayanensis, 730 nucleotides long. It is a transcript of the gene CCL20, whose product is annotated as C-C motif chemokine ligand 20. The coding region runs from base 1 to 303 and encodes 100 amino acids. Lineage: Eukaryota; Metazoa; Chordata; Aves; Passeriformes; Tyrannidae. Gene Ontology annotation, cellular component: extracellular region. The transcript is spliced from 4 exons. The record is from RefSeq and is a predicted model, not a curated record. Gene Ontology annotation, biological process: cellular response to type II interferon; immune response; cellular response to tumor necrosis factor. Gene Ontology annotation, molecular function: CCR chemokine receptor binding; chemokine activity.
AUGGCUGGCUUUAGCAGCAAGAGCACGGUCCUGGUCUCCCUGCUGGGGCUCCUGGUGCUGCUCCUGUGCAGCCCCUCCGAAGCACACAGCAAUCACGACUGCUGCCUGUCUUACACCAAAGUGCGUCUGCCUCGCUGGGCCCUGAAGGGUUACACUGAGCAGCUCUCCAGUGAAGUCUGCGAUAUCCCUGCAAUCAUCUUCCACACCAACAGUGGGCUGAAGGCCUGUGCAAAUCCUAAGGAAGGCUGGGUGAAGAAGUAUCUUCUUUUCCUCAGCCACAAGCUCAAGAGGAUGUCAGUCUGAUAUUGUUCCCAGCAAGGAACCAAACAGGGACAUGGCUGAAGAACCACCAGGUGCAACCUCUUGGUGGAGAUUGUGUUGUACACUGUUGUGUGCUUACCCUCCUCUAACUCAGGCUUCUUUGGAACCGUUGAGCCUCUCCAGUCGAUUCAUAUUGCAUCGCUGGUUUGCUUGAAUUAAGCAUUUUGUUACAGUUUCUAUUUUUACUAAUAAGUGCACUAAUAUAUGACAUGAUAUUAUUUAGUAAAGGCUACAUUAAGCUGUUGUACAGUAUGAAUUUUAUUUGGUUCAUUGCAUGUUGUUUUUGUUUUGUUCCGUGUGUGUAAAGUGGGUUAUUUAUUCUGUUUAUUUUAUUACUGCCUGGUGCCAAAAUGUUUCCUUUUAGCUGUAGUUAGCAUUAUAAUACUUCUUGAGCUAUUGUUAAACAAAG